AUGUUUAUGAGGAAGUUGAUGGAGGAAGAAUACAAUGAAAUUGUGAGAAAGCGACAGGCAGCUGAUUUCGUUGUUGAUGAUGAUGGCAGCGGCUACGUAGAUCACGGUGCAGACAUCUUCGAUGAUGAAGAGGAUUAUUACGAUGAAGAAGAAGUUGACAAAAAGAGUAAGAAAAAGAAAAAGGACAAGAAAGAUCAAACAACGAAGAAAGGUCUAGACAGUUAUUUUGCACCGGCAACACAUGUUCGAGGAAAAGUGAAAGACGACGCUGAAGUCAAACUUGAAGAUGACGAAGACCUGAAGAGCAUGCUAGCAGGUCUCAAUGACGAAGCUCUGGAGAUGGAUUUCUGCUCGGAACCGUCCCCUACUCCGAGCAAUUCAUCGCGAAAUCCUUUCAAAAGAGAGGCCUCUCCAACAAUUGCCCCACGCAAAGUGAAAGUGAUGAAGCUGGCGACGCCUACACAGCGAAGCGCCCCCAUUCGCCGUCCUCAAGAUGAUCCGCAAAAGUACGUGAAGGCUGAAGUGCAAAUGGAAGAAGACGAUGACUACGGUGCACCAGAUUUCGACGAUUUCGAUGAGCCUGCACCUCCCAAAGCUCCUCCACCAACACCUGCUGUUCCGAACGCCACCACUUCGGCUAAAAAGCACAUCGAAAAGAAGAUUGAAAACGAUGAAGUGAUGGAUCAUCGGGAAGAAAUUAAAGUCCAAGAGAUUAAACCUCACACAAAGAUGGCCCCGCAAAUGAUGACUUCUGCUGACUGGGAAGAUGGUCAAGCGACUUUGGAUGAACCUAGUGUCGACGUUGUAGCCGGUUCCGAAGCAUUCUAUGUGAAGGAGGACGGCCAGCAAAUGAUUAGAAUGUAUUGGUUAGACGCGUAUGAAGAUCCAGGAACAGUCUACCUAUUUGGCCGUGUUAAUGUUAGCGGAAGCAAAUGGGCUAGCUGUUGUGUUACCGUGAAAAAUAUUUUCCGUCAAGUGUUCUUCUUACCAAGAGGGACGAAUACUUUUCCGCGAAGAAGUACAAAUGAGCCUGUGAAUGACGAGGACGUGUUUGAGGAAGUAAAGGCUGUUAUGAAAAGACAUUGUGGCACAUCUUCCUUCAAGUGCAAGCAAACGAAGAAGAGGUUUAUGAAUGACGGAACUAUAGCAGGAGAGUAUUCUGGAGAGGAAAUAAAAGUCAUUGAGGUCCAGUAUGAGGAUGGGUCGACUAGGACAAUUACUGAUGUGGAAGUGACAGCGAAAUUGUCCUAUUGUGACUAUGAGUUCAGCGUGGACAUGGAGCGCAUGCGAAAUCUAACCUUCAACACUUCAAUAUCUCUUCCCGCUCCUCCGGUUCGAAUGCUCAUAUUGAGCAUGAUUACAACGUUGAAUGAGAAGAAGGAGAAUGAGUGGACCUCAUUAACUUCAGUCAUGCACUCGGUAUUAUGCAUGAUAUCAACACUAUACAAUCCGUCGUGCAGUUUGAGUAGUCCGAGCACCGAUCAAAAGGAUCUCCAACGGUUAUGCAUGUUUACGAAACCGUAUGGCAGCGUGCUACCGUUCGAUAUAAAAGAUCAGCUGGCCAGGCGUGGCUUAUCGGACAUUGUGCAGACAGCUGGAAACGAGAAAGCUCUGUUAUCCUUAUUCCUCUCCAAGAUACAAAAGUAUGAGCCGGAUGUCAUCGUGGGACACGACCUUUCGGCUACAGUUGCUUUGCUGGUAUCUCGAAUGGACAAGCUCAAAGUGGCGAACUGGUCGAGAACGAGUCGUUUGAAGCGAACCGUAAAUGUAGGGAAAGUGGCUCAUAACAAGGCAGGCCAAUGGGAACUGACUGCUGGAAGACUGUUGGUGGAUUCGAGGCUUUCUGCUAUGGAACUUGUGCGAUCCCGUAGCUACGACCUCUCUGAGCUUGUCUCGCAGUUACUGGGAGCUCAAAGAGAGAACAUUUAUGCAAAUGAAGUUAGCACCAAGUUCAGUUCUUCGCAACAGCUACUCAACCUUAUUCAAUGGAGUUGGAUGGAUCCGUGGUUCUCCCUGCGAGUAAUUGCACAGCUUAAUGCUCUUCCACUGGCCAUUCAGAUUACAAACAUAGUUGGCGGCGUUGUCUCGCGCACGCUGAUGGGAGGACGAGCAGAGCGGAAUGAGUUUUUGUUAUUGCAUGCUUUCAAUAAAGCCAACUAUAUAGCACCAAAUAAGUACACAUCAAACUUUAGAAGAGGAAAACAAGAGAAAGAACCGGUCGCAGAAGAUGAACCUAACAAUGAAGAACCUGACAAGGAUGAUAAGGAAGGGAAAUCGAAGAAUAAAGCACAGUAUUCCGGUGGUUUGGUGCUGGAACGAAGAGUGAGUUUCUCAAUCUUAAUCGCUGUGAAUUCAAGCCUCUACGACACCCUCAUACUUUACUCGAUUUCAAUUCUUUAUAUCCAAGUAUCAUCCAGGAGUUUAAUAUUUGCUUCACUACUGUCCCUCAUGUCAAGGAUGGCCGAUGAACUGCCUGAAGUCCCAUCAUCGGGCCUACAAGAAGGUAUUUUACCGCGUGAGAUUCGAGGUCUUGUUGAAAGGAGAAGGCAAGUGAAAAAGCUCAUGAAGGAGGAAGCAUUGGAGGCGAAACGAAAGCAGUACGACAUCCGUCAAAUGGCUUUGAAAUUGACUGCGAACAGUAUGUAUGGUUGUCUGGGUUUUCAACAGUCUCGUUUCUAUGCGAAACCUCUUGCAGCACUCAUUACGUCGAAAGGUCGAGAGAUUAAACGCCAAGUUAAUCAGUGCCAUCGUCUGUUGGAACUUGAACUUGAUGGCGUCUUUAAGCGUAUGUUGCUUUUAAAGAAGAAGAAGUAUGCUGCAUUGACCGUGAAUCCGGACAACGAACUCGACACGAAGAAAGAAUUGAAGGGUCUGGAUAUUGUGCGACGAGAUUGGUCCCAAUUGGCAAAGGAGGCUGGAAAAUUCAUGAAUCACUGCACACGGCUUCGAGCUAGGCUGGAUGAAGGAGUUGAUACAAAGCUUUUCGAAAUAAGCAAGCAACUCACUCGCAAUCCGAAGGACUAUCACGAUUUGAAGUCACAGCCCCAUGCUGCGGUGGCAGCGAGGUUAAACGAGACUGGCAAAUUUUCGCUCCGGCAUGGAGACAUCGUUGAAUACAUUAUAUGUGAAGAUGGCACCAACAACUCGGCCAUGCAAAGAGCGUAUCAUAGAACGGAAUUGGAGUCGAAUCCCGAGUUGAAAAUUGGGAUGGACGCGUCGUCAUAUCGUCGCUCGGCGGCUGCUCGUGCAUCAGAUACCGCUGCGGUUGAAGACGAACUGGCAUGGAAUGGCCUAGUCACAUACGACCACUGCGAAUCGCUGUCGUUCGUGUGUCCAGGACCAGGCUGUGAAAACAUCAUCAACAUUAGGAGAGCCGUUGAAAACCAUGUGAGUGCUUCGUGA
Molecule: messenger RNA, 3402 nt
Organism: Ostertagia ostertagi
Lineage: Eukaryota; Metazoa; Nematoda; Chromadorea; Rhabditida; Trichostrongylidae
Source: the annotation of a GenBank genome assembly